Molecule: messenger RNA, 321 nt
Organism: Hydra vulgaris (swiftwater hydra)
Lineage: Eukaryota; Metazoa; Cnidaria; Hydrozoa; Anthoathecata; Hydridae
Source: RefSeq, a predicted model, not a curated record
AUGGACACUUGGAUGCUUGGAGGGCCAAUUAGUGCACGCUAUAACCGUUCAAAAUCUGGUUGGUUUAAUGGCUAUUGUUUUAAAAACUGGAUGCAAAUAUUAGUAAUACCUUACUUUAGACAUAAUGAUAACGACACACCAAAACUUCUUAUAGGUGAUAAUUUUGCAUGCCAUUUAUCUAUUGAUGUUAUUGAAAUUUGUGAAGCUAACAACAUUAGGAUGAUCUUCUUACCUCCUAACAGUACACAUUUACUACAGUCUCAUGACCUCGCAGUUUAUGGACCCAUGAAAUCAGUAUGGAGAAAAUUAAUUACUGAAUGA